Molecule: messenger RNA, 3842 nt
Organism: Lampris incognitus (smalleye Pacific opah)
Lineage: Eukaryota; Metazoa; Chordata; Actinopteri; Lampriformes; Lampridae
Gene: r3hcc1
Product: R3H domain and coiled-coil containing 1
Exons: 9
Coding region: 1-1281 (426 amino acids)
Molecular function (GO): nucleic acid binding
Source: RefSeq, a predicted model, not a curated record
AUGAACUAUCUCCCAAAGCAGGAGACACAGUUUAUAAAUACUGUACUGGAUGAAAUAGAUGCAUACCAACAGAAGCACAACCACAAAAGUGUGCUGCUGUUCCCCCCUCUACCGAGCCGACUUCGUUACCUGAUCCACAAGACGACGCAAGACAACCUGCCAGAGCUAGCCACCUUUUCAGUAGGAGAGGCCAGGUGCCGCAGGGUGGUUGUCUACAAUUCAGAUUUCAGGGAUGAGGUACAAGAAGAUAGUGACGUGGGGAGCAACAACAGUUUGUGUGAGGAGCCCCUAAAGCCAAAGGAUAGAGCAGGGAAAGAUAGAGCAGCCAAGCCUAAAUCUUCUACCCUGCUGAGAAACCAAAGGCCUAGUAGGCCUGAUAAGGCCCUCUACAUGCCCAGAGCAGUUCGAGCAAGGCUAUCCCUCCAAAAUCCACCAGCAUGCACGAAAGGACAGGACUUGCUUUCUUCGAGCCCCUGUAGUUUCAGCUGCACCAGCAUCAACUCGCCAUCUGAGUCUUGCUCCUGUUCUGACGUCACAGAAAGCACCGGUUCCUUGUCCUCGAACCGGGAGACAUUCCCCAGUAUGUCUCACAGGGUAGAUGAUAAUAUCGGUCCCAGCACUCCUGACUGCUCAACACCAUGCCCUGAAUCUGAAAAACAGGAUGUGAUGUAUGUGAAUGAGGUGUGUACUUGGCCUCCAGCUUUGGAACAAACUCUGAGUGCCAUGACCCUAGAAGAGGAGGAAGAUAAGACAGGGGACCUGGCCAGCAUAACAUACAAAUCCAAGAAAACAGACACAAGCAUGGACACAGCAGACCUUACUAAUGAGAUUAUGGCACACCUAAAUGAAGCUGAAGAUGUUUUCAUUGAGUUUGCCCACAAUGACUACUCCUGUUUCGAGAAUGUGUGGAUAAACCCGGAUGAGUUUGGCCAUGUGAUCGAGAUCUAUGACUUCCCAGCUGUGUUAAAAACAGAUGAUCUACUGGAUGCGUUCACAGAAUGCAGUGAUGGUGGGAUGAAGAUCCAGUGGGUGGACAACACACAUGCCCUGGGGGUUUUCGCUAGUGAGUCUGCAGCGCUCAAUGCCCUCUCCGUUCGCCACCCUCACUUUAAGACACGCAUGUUGUCUGAUGGGAGCAGAAAGGCUAAGGACAAAGCCAUGAGGAAGGCAGAGUUUAUCCAGCCAAUUAAAGAGCGCCCUAAGACCAGCACUGCUGUUGCCAGGCAGAUGGUGACCAGAGCCCUUGGACUACAAAGGAGAGGAAGAGUUCCACAAUAUUGAAUACAGCUAACCCUGUUGGCAAACAUAGGGAGACCCUGCCAAAGCCUGCCUCUGUUUAUCUGCUGUCUCCAGAGCCACUGCGACGGUCCAAAACAACUAGCUGACGUGUCAGAGCCUGACCUCUGUCCAGCUCUGUUUGUCUGCUUUUAUCCUGGUGAAAUAGGGGUGGGGAGAUCGUCUUUCAGCCCUUGGUGUAUUUGCUCAAGCCCUGCACCGGCCACAUCCCGCCCUGCUUGGAGUGCCAUCAGUCAAGACACUCUUCACUACCAGCUAUCUGAACUCUGCUGGCCAUGUGCCAGCAUAGCCCUGAUCUGACCUUUCUAUGGAGUGGGGAAGCAAAGCAAAUUUCUGUACAUGAAUUAGCUGUCAAAAAUGUGUGGUCUGGCAUCCAGGUGGCGUGCUGGUCUAUUCCAUUGCCUACCAACACAGAGAUCGCCAUCUCAAAUCCUCGUGUUACCUCCGGCUUGGUUGGGCGUCCAUACAGACACAAUUGGCUGUCUGCAGGUGGGAAGCCGGAUAUGGGUAUGUGUCCUGGUCGCUGCACUAGCGCCUCCUCUGGUCAGCCGGGGUGCUUGUUCAGGUCGGAGGGGGAACUAGGGGGUAUAGCGUGAUCCUCCCACAUGCUACGUCCCCCUGGCGAAACUCCUCACUGUCAGUUGAAUUAAAGCAGCUGGAGAUGCCACAUUUAUCGGAUGGAGGAAGCAUGUGGUAGUAUGCAGCCCUCCCCAGCUUGGCAGAGGGGAUGGAGCAGCGACUGGGGACGGCUCAAAAGAGUGGGGUAACUGGCCAAGUACAAUUGGGGAGAAAAAGGUGGGGAAAAAAAAAAGGUAUGGUCUGCCUGGUUACUUGCAAGGAAUCCCUAGUAAUAAGGGAACGGAGCGCCCCCCCCCCUUUUUUUUUUCUUCCAAUUUUAUCCAGCCAAUUACCCCACUCUUCUGAGCUGUCCCAGUCAUUGCGCCACCCCCUCUGCCGAUCCAGGGAGGGCUGCAGGCUACCACAUGCCUCCGGCUUUCCACCCGCAGACAUGGCCAAUUGUGUCUGUAGGGACACCUGACCAAGCCGGAGGUAACAUGGGGAUUCGAUCCGGCGAUCUCCAUGUUGGCAGGCAACGGAAUAGACUGCCACACUACCUGGACGCCCCCCAUAUUUUUUUCCCGCAAGUAUCAAAUGUAUAAAAAAAAACAACCUCACAAAAUCUUGUACAAAGGGGAAGAUAGGAUGUUGGUCAACAGUGAUUUGCAAUUGUUUGAUUUCUCAAUUACUUCCAAGACUUCUUUAAAAUAUUGAUUUAAUUUCAAAUGUGUUUGACUAUGAAAAAAACGAGACUGGUCAAAAACAGACUGUCUUGGGAAUGUUGCUCAUGUGACAAAGGUGUUCAUUUCUCUCUGACUGAGCAGAUUUAGUUUGAAUAUAUUUAUUUUAAGAGUUUGGACCCUGGAACAUUAAAUGUUUGGGAGUUGUUAAAAUGUUUUUUAGUUUUUGUCAUAUUUCUUUAUUUACAUAUUUGUAUUAACCUUUUUUUUGUUACUUUAAUGUGAGGUGGAUAUAAACAAAAUCUAUGAAAAAGGAGCAAAAGCUUAGGUUAAAGUUUGAGUUAAUCUGAAGGACAAGGUGUGUGUUCUUGGGGCCUGUUGAACCUCUGCAACUGUUAUCACAACAGUAAUGUGUCCAAAUCCAUUGUGCUUUUAGGGCCAGGAGGCAGCCAGCUAAUACAGAGCAGUGUCAUCCCAUCACAACACAAACAGCUCAGCAGGGUUACUGAGCGUUCAUUCAUAUGUCGCUUCAAAUGAAACUUGGUGUGUUAAAAUUAAAUUUACAAAUAAAUAUUAAAAUGUUUAUUUGAAUAGGAAACUGUGUGUGUGUGUGUGUGUGUGUGUGUACACACCAUGUUUAACUAUACUAAUGGGGACCAAAUGUCCCCAUUAGUAUAGAAAAAACCAGAAACCACCUAACUUGUGGGGCCCCACAAGUAAAAGGGUCUAUUUUAGGGUUAGGACUUGGUUUUAGGGUUAAGGUUAGGAUUAGGGUUAGGUUAAGGUUAGGGAAAGGGUUAGGCAUGUAGUUUGCGUGGUUAAGGUUAGGGUUAAGGGCUAGGAAAUGAAUGUAGUAAUGAGGGGGCCCUACAAGUAUAGUUUAGUGAGUAUGUGUGUGUGUGUGUGUGUGUGUGUGUGUGUGUGUGUGUGUGUGUGUGUGUUUUCUAUAACUCGCUGAGUGUUGAUUUAAAAAUAUUUGGCUGUUAUCUUUUAUUAAAUCCAGUUUUUGCUAUGUGAGCAAUAUCAAGGACACUCCUAAAAUGGAAUAAAGGUCAUCUGCGUUAUCUUAGACCAUUGUAUAUUCUCGCAAAGGCAUAAAUAAGCAAAGCAAAGCUUUGAUAGUUGAUUAAGGUGGCUAACUUGUUGUAUUCUGAUAUUACUUGGUGUCAACCAUCCAUGUAAACUCACUGACUGUCCACCUAGAUGACCUGAAAUUUAGUGUUGAGAGAGCAGUUCAGUCAGGGGUCUUACAUUUGGCUGUACAUGAGGCUAAACUCACCAACUAUGGGAGAAACUUGAGGACUCUGG